AUGCAGCUCAUAAAGCAGAAGUUACUGAAAUUUUGGGACGAAGGAUGGUUGGUGGGAUUUAUAUCAAAGCAUGACGCUUCGCAGUCCAUGAUGAUGUCAAGUCAUUCGACCUUCCUGCUGCGCUUCAGUGACACCCAGACGGGCGCAGUCAGCAUAGGAUUUGUGUGUGAGGAUGAUGAUGGUCAGAAAGUGCCUUUUCAUCUGGCACCAUUUUCCAUCAAGGAUCUCGACCAGCUUUCUCUAGCUCAGCGCAUAGCCAGCUGUCCUCAACUGAAGGAGAUUAAGCAUUAUUCAGAUAUCUCUAUCCUCACAUGGACAAGGAUGAGAUGCUGCGAUAUUUUGACAGCGAGGAGCGGAAUCGAGGUGGUCCUGACAGUCCGACGGGAUAUAUCCAGUCUGAAAAUAGUCAUGGUUGCAAAGACUACUAAUAAACCGUCGUCGUCCUCCGUUCUCAGCGGUGGAGACUCACCUUCGCCUCUAUCUGUGCAGUCGAAGUUGGACUGGUCUCCUGGGGAGGUGAUUCAGCCAAUUCAAUCAAUGGAUGUAGGAGAUGAUCUCGCCUCGAUGCUCUCAUCGUCCGGUCUUGACAGUUGCAGUGGCCAGGGAGACGUCGAAUCGCUGCUCGGUCCUGGUUUCAGACCACAAUUACCUUCUCAACCUCUCCAGCAUAUCGACCUGUCGUUCGUCGACUCUUACAAUAAUCCGGCAUUUUACCGGCACGAAUAG
Messenger RNA from Ostertagia ostertagi, 726 nucleotides. The record is from the annotation of a GenBank genome assembly. Lineage: Eukaryota; Metazoa; Nematoda; Chromadorea; Rhabditida; Trichostrongylidae.